Molecule: messenger RNA, 4674 nt
Organism: Dermacentor andersoni
Lineage: Eukaryota; Metazoa; Arthropoda; Arachnida; Ixodida; Ixodidae
Biological process (GO): regulation of transcription by RNA polymerase II
Cellular component (GO): nucleus
Molecular function (GO): DNA-binding transcription factor activity, RNA polymerase II-specific; RNA polymerase II cis-regulatory region sequence-specific DNA binding
Source: RefSeq, a predicted model, not a curated record
AUCUGAGACCAGCGUCAAGAUGGCAGCGUGUUAAGUACGAAACUCGUAGCGAUGCCCCUUAGAGCCAGUAGUGGCAUCUAGUUAGGAGUGCGUCGGCGCCUCGAUUCCGUCCACGAUAAGAGCGCCGGGCGACAGCCACGGCCGCAUAAGAGCGUGUGCUCAUGGAAUGGUCACCUCGCGCGGCUCAACGGGAUAAUCCGCGACGGCCGCUUCAGCAGCAGCCGCCGCCGCCGCCGCAUCACCCGCUGGCUGGCGAUGGGACGGUGGCCGCCGCCGCGACGCACAUCUCGCGGGGCGGUCAGGCGGACGACGGCUCCGGUGGCCUUAAGCGAAAGCCGCCCUACAGUUACUCAACGCUCAUCUCCUUCGCCAUCAACAGUUCGCCCACCAAGAAGAUGACGCUGAGCGACAUAUACACUUGGAUCUGCGCGAACUUUCCCUUCUACCGCGAGGCAGGCACGGGAUGGAAGAACUCUAUCCGCCACAAUCUGUCGCUGAACAAGUGCUUUCACAAGGUACCUCGGUCAAAGGACGACCCCGGAAAGGGUUCCUACUGGGAGCUUGACCUGAAAUCGGGCAGUGAGCUUCCCUGCAGAAAGAAAAAGCUCAAGGCUUACGAUUCGGUGUACCCUUACAGCCCUGAAACGGGUAUCAGCACCUGGACUCCAGAGCCUGAGGGCCACUCGUCACCUCCACAAAACCACACCACCAUUCCAGAGAUAAAGCAGGAAGUCCUACGGCCCGAAUACGAGGUUGAUGAUGACCAAUCAAGAGUGUCAUCGGAAUACUACGAUGAGCCUGUCAAGACAAUCAUGGAGUCAUUCACACACGAGCAGCUAGUGGAGCUGACUGCCACACUGGCGUCCCUCCAAGAAGCGGAGGCCACAGGCUAUGCCAGCCACCCGGGGGAUGCGGGCCUUCUGGCGGCCACCACACCCAACUUGGCCCCACCACCCCCUGCUCCAACCACCACGCUGCUCAGGCUUGAAGCUGCUUCCCAGUCUGCCGCUGUGCCCGCGCACCACCGGUCCAUGUGCCACUAUGGAGGUGUCACCCAGCCGGACGAUGCUUCCAGGGAGCGCUAUGGCACUAGUAGUAGCCCCAACCUUAGCGGAGGGUUCCUCGAUCAGAUUCCGGACAUAGUGAAGAAUGAGCACAGCGAAGCCCUUACGUACGCCUCGCUGGGCUACCCACCAUCCCUGUCCCCCGCAGACGCCGGUGCCAAGAGCCAGCACCAUCACCAGCAUCACCAGCCGCACCGUCAUCAGCCGCAGCAGCACCAGCCACCGCCACCCCUGCACCUCCAGCACCAGCACCACCACCACCAUCACCACCACCACCAGCAUUACCACACCAUGCAGGUGCCCAUGCCUUGUGGUACUGCCCCCUACGCGUGGCACCACCCCGCCUGAGGAGGCGCAUUGUCUGUGCGACCUGAGCCCCUCGGGGCUCUUUCGAGCCUGCGGGCUAGGACUCCGCUCGACAGGUGACAGUUAGGGGCCUCACUGUGAUGAUGUCACACAGUACACACCACCGCGCCUACCUCCCAAUCAUUGCCGGCCUCCUCAAAAGAGAGAGAUACUGUAGGGCGGCAGCGGGACUACUCGCCGCGUUCAUACCGUCUGUCAUAGUGCCGUUUUUUUUGGUCGUCGAUGUCUACGGACGAGGGUGCGUUGGCAAAAAUGACAGUGACCUUGCCAUGUCGUCUGUGAUUACUGCCUACCGGGUUGCUAAAUGGUCUUGCAAGGAGAACAACGGGUCCCACUCCUGCCGUGUUCUUGACUGCUGCUGCACUCCUAGUUCUGCCUGAUUGCCUUUUCGAACGAGGUCAGGCAGAGGCCUCGGCGUGCCGCCGAUGCCCUCCGGUUUGAGAUUUGUGUUCACUAGGGAGCUGGGUGCACUUGCCCUUGUGUGUGUGUUCACGUGCGUGUGUGUAGUCACCACCGCUGUGGAGACUGUUCCUGAGCGGGGGUCUCUCUGUUGUGGGAUGAUGUUGGAGUGGCAUUGGCCUGCGCUGUGCCUACAGGUUUGAUAUCAUCUUGCUGGAACAGACUUUAGUGGCACAGGCUGUUUCGUGCAAUGGCAGUAGUAGCAGUGUCAGUCGGUGAACUUGUUCAAUAUCUCUUUUGUCUUGCAAAUACUCCACUGGAUGAACUUUCAGUUUCACUAAAAUCUACUGGCAAGACUUUCAGAUUUGCUAAACGAAUCCUUUACGAAGAACCUCAAUGAGGAAUGACUUCAGGUAUUGUUAAACAAGCAUCUUUAGGGCCUGCUAGUAUCAGUUAUUAUGGUCAUGAUACAUCUUAUACAGGAAAGUCUGAUAUUAAGACACUUGUUUUGGUAGAUGGAAUGAAUACAUUUUUGAAAAAAAAGUUCCAUUUUUUAUAACAUGAUUAUAUCCUAAACGAGUUGUGCAACUAGUGGUUUUAUUGCAAUUUUCAUGAUUAUAAAGAGCUGCCGCAAAUCACAGUUGUCAUGCCACUGAAGCAUAAGACUUCACAGAAAGUGCUACAAACUCCCAAAUAUGGGAAUGUUCUUAAAAAGCACUAAUAAAGGUUAAGGUGAAGGCCUAUGUUUACUCUAAAGUGUAAGGUAAAACUUAAGGAUGGUUUAAUUCUGCUGCUGAGAGCGCGAUGUUUCUUGAUUUGGUUUCCUGUCACUUUCUUGUUAGGGGCUGGAUUACGUAAACAUUUGUGUACUUCAGUUUGAGUGCACGUUGAAUAAUCCCGGGUGGUCAAAAUUGGUUCAUAGUCCCGUGGCAUCCCUCAUACCUUUACUGUGACUUUGGGAUGUAAAACUGCUUCACUUGUUAUGUUAUGCCUCAUGCUAUGAUUCUUAUUUGGGUGCAUUUUAAAGAACCCCAGGUGAUCAAAAUUAAUUCGGAGUCCCCCACUACAGCGUGCCUCAUAAUCAGAUCCUGGUUUUUGCACGUAAAAGCCUAGAAUUUAUAUAGUAUUAUUCUUUUAGAUUAAUAUUUUUGUUAAGUUGUGGUUUCCAAAUUUUAGCGGUGCCAAUAGUACGAGUUUACAGUCCUGUUGGCUAUGAUGUUGUAAAUGGGCAUCUCAUAAGUCGAUUGAGUGAUAAUUACACAUUUUAAAUGUUUGUACAAAUUGCAUCUUUGUCGCCAAGCGAAUUGGAGAAGAAACGAAGGUAGCACGACUCCUGACACAUUUAAGUCCUAUAGUUUGAGGCCAUGGUUGGAAAAGCACCAGCAUGACAUUUUGUUGACAGAUAUGUCUGUUAUGUAUUGAAUAUUUGUUGUAAGUAUACAUUUGUUACAAGCAUAUAUUUGAUACACAUUUAUAUCAGUGACAAACUGUUUAGAUUUACUUCGUUACAUCUGAUAAUUUGCUAUAUUUGGGUUUGUUACAUUGAGGCUUGAUUUGCUUGCCAGUCAUGGCAAAAGGCAUGCCAUGUUCUGUUGUCGCUGCCACUGAACGACUCUGUCUGUCCCAGCUGUCUGCUCAACCAGGACUGCCUGUAAGCAUGGUGCGGACCAUAAGCUGCUACGGUUGUACAGAAAUGUCACGGGGAUAUUGUGGAAAUUGUUGCGCCUUUUUGGGAGCCCCGAUGCUGGUGGACACAAAGAUCACUUGUCAGAAAGGCCUUUGAAAGUUUCUCCUGCCCUGUGCACACAAAACAGAAAAUAAAAAAAAAAGUAGAAUGGAGUUGCCUGGUGCCACAUCACAUCAAUCUGAAUUAAGGUGCAGAAAAAAGAAUAAUUUUAAUGGCAAAAAUUUUAUGCCUAUUCUUGUACUAUUGCACUAAAACAACGACAUGAGUCACUUCAAAAGAACCUCUUCUUUUUAACAGCCUUGGACAUUGUGUGCCACUGUCAGUAAUGUCAUUGAGGAAUACAAAAUACUGUUGCACUGAAAAUUCAAGUGGUUAUGUCUUCACCUACCACAAUCAAUUAUAUGCAGACUUUAUCAACUGUCUUGUCUCCAUUUGAAUGUUUUAUGGUUUUUAUGAAAUCGCAGCCUAUGUAGCUGCCCUACUGAUCCGAGUAGUUCAUUCGGAAGGCUCUGCGUGUUUUCACAGGUUUGAAGAUUUGCUUGCAAAUGCAAGACCAUAGACUGAGGCAAGAAAUGCCCCUUAGGCAGGUAUCUAGGACAAGGCACCCUUGAUGGGCUGAUGUAUUAUUAACUGCGUUUUUAACCGCACGACCGUGAAGGCAUUGCUCGAAGUACAAAAUACUUUUCCAUCUCAUUUCAUGCUAUUUUCCUCUUGUGUUUGGCAGUCAUCUGUCAUUGUGUGGUGCCAUAGCAGAGGCUGUAAUUACCGCCUAGUUACUAUUGCAUCUAUAUUUUAUGUUAGCUCAUCCACUGCUCUCCAUGAGUGCUCUCAGAAGAUGUGUUAUUAGGCCAAAAAUUUUUUUCUUGUGUUUGGGUGCACUUACAGUAAUGUAGGAAAGGUGGGACUGUUAUCACUUGUUUGCUGAUUUGCACUUUUCCUGUAUCUACAGGUUUAGUACUAUUGCAGUGGACUUAUAAUCCAAGUCCCUUUAUUGACUAAGCUGAAUUCUUUGAUGAACUGAACAGCCUGAGUACAUUUGCUUAGGUUCCCACAGGAAUGCAGUACAGGGGUUAUUCUGGAUGUAACUGAGAAACGUUAGUCCUACAAUGGAUGUAAUUGGGCUCUUGUUGUUGCUGGUAAUAAACGAGAUUCGGUGCA